Molecule: messenger RNA, 1335 nt
Organism: Neoarthrinium moseri
Lineage: Eukaryota; Fungi; Ascomycota; Sordariomycetes; Amphisphaeriales; Apiosporaceae
Exons: 6
Coding region: 1-1335 (444 amino acids)
Molecular function (GO): oxidoreductase activity
Source: RefSeq, a predicted model, not a curated record
AUGGCAACUGCGUAUACUGUCAACAUCAAGCCGGAUAACACCGGCCUCUGGCAUUUCGGCCAGAGUGAAUCCGCUGCCCAGAAGGCCACUGAACUGUUGAACAAGGAUAUCGAGAAACAUCAUGUGUUUUUCAACCAAGAUGGCUUCCACAACCAUAUAAGCCACCACCUUCUGGCACUCUACGGCACUGGCGCCUCUGCGGAAGAUCUGGUCAAGGGCUAUAGAGAGAAUGAAGACUAUCAACGGCCGGCGAUGAAGGCGCAUGAGAGCCUGUUCGAGGAUCUCCGAGACUGGGACAAGGCCAAGAAACGCCUGGGCAAGGAGCAGUACUACACCGAUUGGCUCCUCUUCUACCAACAUGAGAUCGAACGCCUUGGCUGGCAGAAGGCACUUGCCGAGUACAUGUUCAAGGGCGAUGAGCGAAGCGACGACAUGUUCGUCCGGAUGUACGCAGGCUUCGUCCACCCAUUGAUUCAGCUUAUGUACGGCGUGGAAUGGGAUCAGCCAGCCAUUGUCGCUAUGGCUUUGGCUCAAGCCAGCGUUCACAAUGACCAGCUCCGGAAGUUCCUCAUGGAAGCUGAGGGCCAAGCAAAAUCCGCCCCCACGCCCAUGCCGCGGAUUGCUUCACUACUAGAUGACAUGGCCAAAGAUGAAAAGCUUCGAAACUCGCCGGACCUCGACGACGGGAAUAAGGUCCGGGAUGGUGUGCUGGGAAGGGCUUGGGACGAGGCACUCAAAUACUCAGCACAAGUCAAGGUUCUCCCGGAAGAACUGGAGGAAAGAACCGCCGAGAUGUUCAACACGGCGAUUUACGAGGCAUCUGCUGCCGCGAUCUACAAGGACAAAGACCCAAAGUACGAGUUCUUCCUCAUGCACCAUGUCAACGUGUCCCCGAUCUUCAUCACCCUCAACAAGCAGGACUGGAUCUCGGUAGAGAAUAAGGUCCGAAUGCUGGAAUGGAAGAUUCGCCUCGAUUUGAUUCAGUACUCCGCAAGGGGUUCCCCCAAGUUGAGCGUGGAUAAGAUUAAGAAUUAUGUACCCAAGGAGAGAAAGCCUGGCCCAGCAGUUGAGCUCCUGCCACGUAUGCAUCAGUUCGUCGAUGACGGGCAUGCGAUCAAACUAUUCCGAGCCAUCGGGGUGGGCAAGGAGGCGUGCAACCCCUACGCAGACAAGGAAUGGAUGCCAAUCAAGGGAGAUCUCUGGAACCAAGUCGCACACAUGGUGGCUGACUCAGUCGAGGCCCCCGGACCUACUUGGGUUCGAAAUGCAGGGUUCGAUGAAGCAUGGAAGGAAGUUCAUGAUCGGCCUCAAGAGGGUAAAGGCCAGAGACUAUAG